AUGCCGCCGCCGCCGGCGCCGCCGCACUGGAUGCGCGCGCGCGUCGACCGCGCGCCGCCGAAGCGAACGUCGAAGCCGCCCGCGGACCCUCACCAGCGCAUCGCGGACGUCGUCAAGCUGCUGUGCGAGGCGGCUUCGGGCGGUCCAGCAGAAUCGGACGACGACCUCCUCGUCGCGCUGAAACGCGCGGUCAGGCGCGACGACGACGCGAUGCGACGCGCGCACGCGUCGCUGAUGCUCGCGCUGAAGCACAAGGAGUGCUCGCAUCGGACGCGCGCGGUGACCAUCAUCGACGCGCUCUUCGUCCGGUCGCACCUGUUCCGAUGCCUCGCCGUGGACGACCUGUCGUCGUUCCUUCGACACGCGAUCGGCGUCGACAACACCGACGCGAAGCCGCUGCCGCCAUGGCCCGUCGCGGAGACGGAGAAGCUCCGCGAGAUCUCCGCGAAGGCGCUGGACGCGUGGACGACGCGCUUCGCGAGCGCGCACCCGCGGCUGGUCGUCGCGAGCGCGUUCGCGCGCGACGCCCUCGGCGCCGACGCUCCGGACGCCGUCGCGGCGGCGCGACGCGCCGUCGCCGACGAGAGAGCGCGGCGGACGGAGGAAGGCGUCCUCAAGCGAUGGCGCGCGUUCGAGCGGGAGGAGCUCCCGGAGCUGAGACGGGACGUCGGCGAGUGCGUCGUCGCCAUCGACGCGUGCGUCGGCAUGCUGUUGGGCGCGGAAGGGGGGACGGGCGGGGGAAGCGAGGAGGAGGACGACGACGACGACGAGGACUGGGAAGACGUCGAGGGCGCUCCCUGCCCCGCGGCGACGACCGCGAAGCGAGAGCCCGCGCCGCCCGCGAUCGUCGCGGCCGUCCCGACCAUCGCGUCGUCGUCUCACCACUCGACGUCGUCGAUUCAGAUCACGGAGACGGAAGACAACGCGGUCGUGAUGCGCGAGUUGAUCGCUCUGUGUCGCGCGGGCGCGUCGCGGCUCGCGCCGUCGUUAUCCGCCGCGCUCGCGUUGCUCGCGCGGGUGAAGCCGUCCACGGCGGCGGCAGCGCGCGCCUCCGGGACCAGAACCGGGACCGGAAUCGACGCGGAGGAGGGCAUCGCGAGCGAGGAGAGGGCGAGCUGGGUGAACACGCUCGCGGCGGCGAAGCGGAAGCUGACGCGCGCGCUCGCUCGAUGCGCGGCGCUGGGCGUCCCGGGGGCGGCGGACGCGUCGAGGGACGAUCUCGGAGAUGUGAACCGUCGCGAGAUGCGAACGGACGCCGCGGACGACGACGCCGAGGGCGAGGACGAGGACGAGGACGAGGACGAGGAAGGGAGCGUGACGAUACGCGUCCCGAGGCUGCCGGAGGCGAGCGACGGGGUGCCCGUCGGCGGCGCCGGCGGCGGGAAGGACGGCGACGACGACGUUCUCGACGCGCUCCUCGCGAGGGUCGCGGCGAGACGGAAGAAAUACGCCGGGAGGGGGAAGGGGGGAGGUCACGGAGGUGGUGCCGCGGGCGCGAACGCGAACGCGAACGCGAACGGCGGCGGCGGUGGACGCGGAGGCGCGGGGGGCGCGGGGGGCGCGAAUUCUGUGAAGAACCGCGCGAAGAAGAUGCUCGCGGCGACGAUGGCGAAGCACAACGCGGACGUUCUCGCGGAGCUCGGCGCCGCGGGUCAGGACAGGCGCGAGUUCGUCUCCGGCGCCGCGGGAGUGUACGCGCGGAGGAGGGCGGAGGAAGCGAGCGAGGCCGCGGCGAUCGCGUUGGCGCGAGAGGAAGCGAAGGAGGCGAAGAGAAGACGCGAGGCGCCGACGCCGAAGCAGCGGAUCGAGGCGAGACUCAAGGAGUUGAAGCGGCGGCGGCGGUGA
This is a messenger RNA of Micromonas pusilla CCMP1545, 1845 nucleotides long. RefSeq lists its product as uncharacterized. Lineage: Eukaryota; Viridiplantae; Chlorophyta; Mamiellophyceae; Mamiellales; Mamiellaceae. Gene Ontology annotation, biological process: transcription-coupled nucleotide-excision repair; response to UV. The record is from RefSeq and is a predicted model, not a curated record. Gene Ontology annotation, cellular component: chromosome. Gene Ontology annotation, molecular function: RNA polymerase II complex binding. Bases 1 to 1845 code for a protein of 614 amino acids. The transcript has a single exon.